This is a messenger RNA of Blepharisma stoltei, 255 nucleotides long. The record is from the annotation of a GenBank genome assembly. NCBI's taxonomy places the organism in Eukaryota, Ciliophora, Heterotrichea, Heterotrichida, Blepharismidae.
AUGAGUCUGGUAGGUGAGGACAGUCCAUGCACUCCAUUUUCAGAUGGAAUCAAGACAUAUGGGUCAAUUUUGACUCCUUUCACAAAAUAUGUUGCACAAGCUGAAGUUCCUGAGGAGCCUGAAACAGGGGAAAUUACUUAUAAUAGCGCUGACUUGGAAAGUAUCCUUUCCAGCCGUGUGAGGAAGCAUUCAAAUUUCCCAAUUGAACCAAAAGAUUACCAUACAAAUUGAUCUUGUAAGUGCUAUAUAUUUUAA